Messenger RNA from Alternaria alternata, 870 nucleotides. RefSeq names its product HET-domain-containing protein. The record is from RefSeq and is a predicted model, not a curated record. NCBI's taxonomy places the organism in Eukaryota, Fungi, Ascomycota, Dothideomycetes, Pleosporales, Pleosporaceae. The transcript has 2 exons. Bases 97 to 870 code for a protein of 257 amino acids.
UCUGCAUCUCUAUCAUCGUCUCAUGUCUUCGUUCCUCCUUCUCCGACUAACAAAACACAUUAUCUAGAGCUGAACUUCUGGCGUCGCCUACGAAUCAUGCGUCUUCUGCAACGCAAGGACGGCGAUAGAUACAGCCUGACAGAGUUUGUGGGCGAUGCCAUCCCACGUUAUGCCAUCCUAUCUCAUACCUGGGGCCCAGAUCAAGAAGAGGUCACAUUGGUAGAUCUUGAGCAAGAUGCAGGUACGACUAAGGCCGGCUAUCGGAAACUCCAGUUCUGCGCAGACCAGGCAGCUAAAGACGGUCUCCGCUACUUCUGGAUAGACACUUGCUGCAUUGACAAAUCAAGCAGCGCAGAGCUGACUGAGGCCAUCAACUCUAUGUUUGUCUGGUAUCGCGACGCUGCCCGAUGCUACGUAUAUCUAUCCGACGUUUCGACCAGCAGCCUCACCAGUAGCCUCACCAGCAGCACGCCUGCCCAACAACACUGGGACCGUGCGUUUCAGCAGAGCAGAUGGUUCACACGUGGCUGGACGCUUCAGGAGCUAGUCGCCCCAGUGUCAGUUGAGUUCUUUUCGGCUAAGGGCGAGCGGCUCGGCAACAAAUACUCGUUGGUGCAGGAACUUCACAGUGUUACUGGAAUCAGCGUUGAGACUCUUCAGGGAAGCCGCCCUCUGGAUCGACUCACCGUCGACGAGCGCAUGUCUUGGGUAGAGCAACGCAAGACAAAGCGCGAAGAGGAUGCAGCAUACUCACUGCUGGGCAUCUUCGACGUGCAUAUGCCGCUCAUAUAUGGAGAAGGUCGGAGGAAGGCAAGUGAGCAACAACACUGCAGCUUGACUUUGUGGCAGUCUAGCUCCCUAGAGAUAUAA